Saimiri boliviensis boliviensis (Bolivian squirrel monkey) is the source of this 1452-nucleotide messenger RNA. Lineage: Eukaryota; Metazoa; Chordata; Mammalia; Primates; Cebidae. The record is from RefSeq and is a predicted model, not a curated record.
AUGAACCUAUUCCAGCUAGAGGACCAGCUGCCCUGCCAGGGGGCCAUGGUGACUCUUCAAUACCUGGGGGAACAUCUGUCGAAGAAGAGAGAGACAUCAUCAACCCACCACCCGGAUGACUUUUUGCUGAGUGACCAGGGCUCGCGAGAGCCGCCCGAGAUCUCGCGGCACAGCGGGUUCCCGCCAACACCGGGACCCGGGCCGGGGCGCCGCGAGGGGGCGCCACGAUGCGAGCCGGCUUUGCUCAUGGCGUCCCGAGGCGGCCUCCGCAGGGGCCGUGGAGGCACCCGCCUGAGCCUCCACCUCCUGGCCUGGCUUCAGCUCCUUCAGCCCCUGCUCGGUGAGCCAUACCGACCCGAGGAGGCUUCCAGAGUGACCCCGGCAAGCCCAGAGGCCCGGACGCCUCCCAUGCGCCUGCAAUUCCCGAAGAUUCCAGAAACCUCUGUGGCUCCAGGGCCUCCAGGAUCCCGGAUCUGCGCCGGCCUGCUGGGGCGGGCGCGGGGGCGCGCGGGGAGGGUCCGACCCCGGCCUAGCGGAUUGGAGGGGGCCGGACAACCCGCCUCCGCCCCGGCCGCGGGGCGGGGGCGGCGGGGGGGCAGUGGCUUCACUUCCAGUCCCCUCUCUUUACUGAGCCCACCAGCCUGCGGCCAUCGGAUUUCCAGGAUCACCGGCGGGUUACCGGCCCCAGAAAAGAAGUGGCCCUGGCAGGUGAGCCUGCAGACCGGCCAAGGACACAUGUGCGGAGGCUCCCUGAUCGGCAGGCGCUGGGUGCUCACGGCCGCCCACUGCAUCUAUGGCGCCGACCUGGACUACAGGGUGAAGCUGGGAGACGCUUACUUUGUGGCUGAUUCCAAAACGGCACCGGUGAUCCCGGUUCAAGACAUCAUUUUUCCCAGCGAUUUUGAUGCCACCACGUUGGUAAACGACGUUGCCGUUGUUCUGCUCGCCUACUCUGCGAAUUACUCCUCACAUAUCCAGCCUGUGUGCCUCCCCAAAAAGUUUUUCAAAGUGAAAGCUGGGACAGAGUGCUGGGUGACCGGAUGGGGGAAAACAGUAGAGAAUGGAUCAGGGACAGCUUUUCUUCAGGAAGCUGAGCUAAGAAUUAUUCGCCAUGAGAAAUGUAGAGAGGUACUCAAGAAGAUGGGACACGAGAGUGAGACAGUCAAGGAGGGGACCAUCUGUGGCUACAGUGACCAAGGGAAGGAUGCCUGUCAGGGAGAUUCUGGGGGACCCCUGGUCUGUGAAUUAAAUGGCGUAUGGGUCCAGGUGGGGAUUGUGAGCUGGGGCAUUGGCUGCGGUCGCAAAGGAUAUCCUGGAGUUUACACGGAAGUUAGUUUCUACAAGCAAUGGAUUGUUGAUCAACUGAAACAAGCUUCCUGUCUGGAUUCAGCAAACUUUCUCACUCUAUUCCUGUGUCUGGUGAUGCCCCUGGGCAUCCUGGUGACCCCGUGA